Molecule: messenger RNA, 1809 nt
Organism: Haliotis rubra (blacklip abalone)
Lineage: Eukaryota; Metazoa; Mollusca; Gastropoda; Lepetellida; Haliotidae
Product: receptor-type tyrosine-protein phosphatase mu-like
Exons: 12
Coding region: 194-1660 (488 amino acids)
Biological process (GO): protein dephosphorylation
Molecular function (GO): protein tyrosine phosphatase activity
Source: RefSeq, a predicted model, not a curated record
UUCGGGCUGUAACGAAUCCAUGUAUGUAUGCUUCGCACGAGUGCAACAUUAAUAACAUUCUCUGCUCCCCUACUUAAUGAAGUUAUCUCGACCAGCCGUUUGUGCCAUUUGACCUCCCGGGUCAUGCAUAUGUAGAGUAGUUCAGGUCAAGCUGAACAAGCUGUAAUUCACCGACAUUGACGUGCAGAGAUAUAUGAAUACAUGUCAGGUUAUCACUUGUUCUUCUUUCAUACUAUGUUUAUCUAUACAACAUAAUAUAUUGUUUGCAACUGAAAACGCUGCUAAAAGGGUUGUGUGUUUUGAUGACAGCAUCUGGCGAGAGGGUGAUACACAUGUCUGUAGACAUGCUUUGUUUGAGAGUGUGCUUCAUCUAUGUAAUGAACGUUUCUUCUGGACAGAGACUCGGGCUUACUUUGGAAUCACAUGUGUUGUCUUUGUCGCCAUCUUCCUACUCGUUUUCAUCGCGUACAAAAGACGACUGAGAGGAAGACAGACAGGAACACCAGGAACAUCACCCUCAACGUACACCUGUUCAGUCAAUCAGCUUGGCGGAGACCUGUGUGGUGAGCUCAGCGGGGACACGUGGAUGGAGUGUAUGCUGGGGGAGUUCCAAAAACUGCCAUCUCCACACAUACAGCCAGUGAACUCUGCCUCCUUGGACGAGAACAAAGGGAAGAACCGGUACAAAGAUAUCCUGCCAUUUGAUACCACUCGAGUGCCCCUGGAGGUAGAACAGGAAGAUGACAGCGACUACAUCAACGCCUCCUACGUAGACGGUUACAUGGACACAGCCCGGUAUGUUGCAGCUCAAGGGCCUUUGGAAGAAACCAAGAACGACUUCUGGAGAAUGAUAUGGCAGCUGAACACCAACAAGAUUGUCAUGCUUACAAACCUCAUGGAGAUGGGACGGGUGAAGUGCCACAGGUACUGGCCAGACUGUACGUCCGAGUCCACGAUGUACGGCUGUAUAAGUGUUCAGUUCGUGGACGAAGAGGUCCACGAUAGCCACACUCUCCGCUCCCUGGCCGUCUCUAAGGAAGGUACAGAGACAACACUGAUCCAGCAGUUCCACUUCACCCAGUGGCCCGACCACGGGGUUCCCGAGGACACUGCUGCGUUGUUACACUUCUACAAAGUAGUGAAAGAGUCGGGACCGCCAGUGUCAGGGCCUUUAGUGGUUCACUGCAGUGCUGGCGUUGGACGGACUGGGACAUUCCUAGCAUUGGACUACCUCCUGGAUCAGGCCCGGAACGAGGGUCGAGUCUGUGUCUACAACUGUGUGCAGCACUUCCGUAUGAAGAGGAUGAAAAUGGUUCAGACAAAGGAACAAUAUAUAUUCAUACACAGCAUUCUCAAGGACGCCGUACAAUCGGAACACACCUUCAAGGAGCCAGUGCAUAUUCAGUGUGAGGCAUGCUGGUGCCGGGUUGAGAAGCACAGUGAUGAGGAAGAGGUGCUGUAUGAAAAUGUUCCCCGUCACUGGACACGUCAGCUGCAACAUGGAGAUGGAGAUACGGCCUCUCUCCCCGAUGUCUGUGACGUGGUCUGUGAAACGAUACCCUUGCUGACAAGUCACACAGACAGUACCGCGGAGGGGACACUUCCGGAAGUGACGAUGGACGAGGAGGCACGAAGGGUGAGCUGGGUCUCACCUCUGUAGGCUUCACAACACCAAAUGUUUUCAAAUAGACUUCUAUAGAAACGUUAUAUAUUUUUAAAUCACCCAGGCUGUUAACAGCCGUCCCAUGUACACACGGGUACAGUCUGGCCUUUAUACUACAAUAAAAACACAAAUUCCGGCUAACUUAU